AUGUCUGCCACGUUUCUCAACCCAAACAAUAUUUGGCGGGAAAUGUGCAACUUUCCAUCAAGCAGCUCAAGCCCUGAUAACCUCAUUCUCUGUGUAAACCUCGACGACAUAUUCUGCAGCACCGAGACAUACAGCAGCAACAAAGCAAAGAGAAGCUGGAAGAACAACGAGUCAAAGUGCCUGAACUGCAACCUCGCUGUAAUCACCCCUUACAGUGCAGGAUUUUCUAAGGCACCGUACUAUGGACAAGGGAAGGCCACGCCUGAGGCACAGCCCUUGAGCAAGAUGGUGGUCGACGACACUGGUCGUUCCAUGUCCCUGUAUUCCUUUAUGAGGGACAAGAAUGCAAAGUACCGCGGACCGAUAUGUCCUGAGCUGACGGGGAGCAUCAUGGAAGGGAGCUCCUUGCGCUUCAUGGUGACGGAGCACACGUUUGAGUUUGAGAAUGAGAAGGCGACCACUCAGAAGAAGCUCUUUCCCGACGUGGAUGUCAUCCCUGCGUUCUCUACCCUGCUGGUCUCUGUGCGUGUGAGGAACAACCUCAAGGCGCAGGACGGUGAGAUGUUGAAGAUCACCUGCAUCGAGUUUGCCAACCGCGGUCUCAAUGCCUUCCUCCCGGUGUUGGACCGCCUCCCCACAAGCCUGGAUCACCAGAACCAGAUCAACGAUAGAUGCAGGCAAUUUUCUUCCUGUCAGAACCUUUUUUCCAAGAACGGUGAUUUUUUCAUGUGCCCAAAAGCCUCCGAAUCAUCGGUUUUCCAAGUGGAUAACGAUCAUAAGGUGAUCAAGGUGUUCAACUGGCACCACAGCAACAGUGGUGAGGCAAUCGAACAAGUGGACAUCCCCUUUUACGUGGUGGAGAAGCAGCUCAAUUUCAAAUGCAUGGAGAAGGCGAGGAGGUUGCUGGAGCUUGUGAGCAGCCUUGGUUGCCUUGCGCUAUUCGUGGGCAAGAACAAGGUCUAUACGAAGAACGGCGGCUCGGACAACGUGCCUGGACUCUCAUCGUUUCGCUGCAUCCCUGUAAUCCGUUACCACAAGAUGUUCGGCAUGGAACAUGAUCAGGAGAAUAGUCUGAUCUCGAGCAUUGCAAACGUUUGCAACAACCGGGAGCACCCAUUCACACAGGUGUUGCAUAAUGGGUACCAAGUGGAGUAUGAUCCUACGGCGAACUUCCUCCUCGUCAACACUGGGAAGCGUCUUGCGUAUGAGCGCGAAGGCGCCCUGGUGUCCCGAGAGAUAUGCUUCCGCUUCGAUCUGCUCGUCUUUGUAGACAACACGGUGAGCGACAUGGAUGUUUGUGAUGGCAAUACGGAUACCCAGAUCUAUCACAAGUCGAUGAAACUUCGCAAGUACACCAGGAUCCACGUGGACCUUGGGCCCGAUGGCGAGGAUGGGAGAUCCAAGCUGGACUACAUCUGCCUGGUUAUGGACAUCAACAGUUACAACGUGCAGAGCAACAGCACCGCCCUACCUAUGAAGCGCAAGAGUGUGGAGGAGGAGGAUGAUGACUCGUUUGAUGAUUGA
Guillardia theta CCMP2712 is the source of this 1524-nucleotide messenger RNA. RefSeq lists its product as hypothetical. NCBI's taxonomy places the organism in Eukaryota, Cryptophyceae, Pyrenomonadales, Geminigeraceae. The record is from RefSeq and is a predicted model, not a curated record. The coding region runs from base 1 to 1524 and encodes 507 amino acids. The transcript has a single exon.